Macroventuria anomochaeta is the source of this 567-nucleotide messenger RNA. RefSeq lists its product as uncharacterized. Bases 48 to 470 code for a protein of 140 amino acids. The record is from RefSeq and is a predicted model, not a curated record. The transcript has 2 exons. Lineage: Eukaryota; Fungi; Ascomycota; Dothideomycetes; Pleosporales; Didymellaceae.
AGCACCUUGACAUUUACAGCUUCAGACCUAAACAGAAUUCACCAGAGAUGUCUGCUCCCGGAGAACUGUCGCUGUCAAAGCUCCUCGCCUCUCUCAAACCCGUGCUCUCGCCUGAAACGUUCGUUUUCGCAACCUUCGCCCACAACACCGCCAUCCCAACAACACUUCCUGUUCAAAUGCUCUUCCGCGAAUCCGAGGGCACAACUUUGAUCACAACGAAAGCUGCAGCCGAUGCAGAGAAGAUUCAGUACACGUUUGCGAGCCGAAUGAUCACGCUAGAUGUACAUUCUAGUCUGGAAGCGGUGGGCUUUGUUGCGGUUGUCACGAACAAGCUGAAAGAGUUAAGCAUUGGUCUCAAUCCUGUGAGCGGGUAUUUUCAUGAUCAUUUCUUUGUGCCUGAGGGGAGGGAAGAGGAGGCUGUGGAAUGUUUGAAGGCGAUUGCGAGGGAGGCACAGAAAGAGCCUAUCUGAUAACUGACGUGUGAAAAUCUGAAGUCUAAACCGUUGUGUCUUCCUGGGCUGCUUGACUCAACUCUCAUGUGUUGACGAUUACGUUGCGCCCUUGUUC